Molecule: messenger RNA, 709 nt
Organism: Paramecium sonneborni
Lineage: Eukaryota; Ciliophora; Oligohymenophorea; Peniculida; Parameciidae
Source: the annotation of a GenBank genome assembly
AUGUAAACUUUAUUACAAUAAAAUUUACAGAAAGUUUUAUAGACGAUUAUUAAGGCUUCAGAAACUUAGAAUAAAUAAGUUACAUUAGUGGCUGUUUCAAAAACAAAAUCUGCUGAUUUAAUUAAAGAGGCAUAUGAAGGAGGAUAAAGACAUUUUGGGGAAAAUUAUGUUAAUGAAGUAAUUGAAAAGGCUCCUUUAUUGCCUAAUGAUAUUUCUUGGCAUUUCAUUGGUCAUCUUUAAACAAAUAAAGUUUCAACUUUAAUGAAGAUUCAAAAUCUUGAAUUUAUUCAAUCUGUAGAUAGCCUCAAAUUGGCUGAAAAAAUAGAAAAGCAUUGUUAAAAGCUUGGAAGAAAUAUAAAUAUCUUUGUUUAAAUUAAAUUAAGCGAAGAGGAGAGUAAAACUGGAGCUGAGAUUGAUGAAGCAAAACUUAUAAUUUAAGAAAUAAUUACUAAGUUUAAAUAUAUAAAAUUAAUUGGUUUAAUGACUAUUGGACCUAUUGGAAACAUAGAGAUUUUUCAACAAUUAUCUGAUUUGGCAAAAAAUUUUGAGAAGGAAUUUAAUCUUGAACCUUUAAAGUUAAGUAUGGGGAUGAGUGGAGACUAUUUGGAAGCAAUUAAAUAUGGAGCUGAUUAUAUAAGAGUUGGAAGUGCAAUUUUUGGAGAAAGAAAUGUUAAAUAAUGACUUAUAAUAUCAAAUGCAAUUAUACCAC